Molecule: messenger RNA, 540 nt
Organism: Thermochaetoides thermophila DSM 1495
Lineage: Eukaryota; Fungi; Ascomycota; Sordariomycetes; Sordariales; Chaetomiaceae
Product: ubiquitin conjugating enzyme-like protein
Exons: 2
Coding region: 1-540 (179 amino acids)
Cellular component (GO): cytosol; endoplasmic reticulum
Source: RefSeq, a predicted model, not a curated record
AUGGCGAGCACCUCCACACAGGCGACUGCUGCUGCUACUCUGCUCCGGCGGCAGCUCAAGCAAAUGCAGACUGCCAGUGAUCUUCCCGGUAUCUCGUGUGGUCUUGUUAAUGACAACAACAUCUUCGAAUGGGAGGUUAUGCUGAUGAUAAGCGACGACUGCAAGUAUUAUGGAGGCGGCAACUUUCGCGCCCAUCUGACUUUCCCGCCAGAAUAUCCCCUUAUGCCUCCAAAGCUGGUUUUCCAGGCUCCUGUCCCAUUCCAUCCCAACAUCUAUCCAAAUGGCGAGCUCUGCAUCAGCAUUCUGCACCCUCCGGAGGAAGAUAAAUUCGGAUACGAGCUCGCCAGCGAGCGGUGGAGCCCUGUACAGACGCCCGAGACGAUCCUGCUGAGUGUUCUCAGUCUGUUCGAAGACCCCAAUGAUGAAAGCCCUGCAAACGUUGAAGCUGCGCGGCUUCUGCGUGAGGAACGCGAGGGCAAGAGCAAGGAGUAUAGGAGGCGCUGCCGCAAGUGUGUCCGGGAGAGCCUUGGUGAAGACUAG